Messenger RNA from Clarias gariepinus (North African catfish), 2497 nucleotides. It is a transcript of the gene mob2b, whose product is annotated as MOB kinase activator 2b. Gene Ontology annotation, molecular function: protein kinase activator activity. Gene Ontology annotation, biological process: positive regulation of protein phosphorylation; signal transduction. NCBI's taxonomy places the organism in Eukaryota, Metazoa, Chordata, Actinopteri, Siluriformes, Clariidae. Bases 443 to 1111 code for a protein of 222 amino acids. The record is from RefSeq and is a predicted model, not a curated record. Gene Ontology annotation, cellular component: cytoplasm; nucleus. The transcript has 5 exons.
ACUUCCUGUAUAUGGCAGAUCUGGAUAACAGCAACGGCGACCUCAGCGCGAUCUCAUGCGCCGUGAAGGCAGCAGCAGCGCGAGCUUCUCCGGGGAAAUUCCGACGGGUUUUGUGAGCGAAUAAUCGCGUUAAAGCUUCGAGAUUCGUCGAGACGUCAGAGUGGCUUCGCAGAGGAAGAAAGUAAUCCCAGUGCUACCCUUCGCCAAUCCGACAAAGUCAAUGCGCUGCAUCGUCCCAGUGCCCGAGCUGCUUUACCGGCACUUUUCAAACGCAACUCAUCACUAACGCACACCGGAUCGGGUCGUGAUCAAGCCCGGGGGUUAUCAAGAAGCGGUUCGGGAAGAGCUUUCCGGUCGAGCUGUCUCACCUGGAGUGCCGGGAAGCCAAAAGAGAAAGGAGGAAGGGGACGAAAGUGUGUCCAUCGACCCCCUUUCCAUCAGUAUGGAUUGGUUAAUGGGGAAGUCUAAGACGAAGCCGAAUGGAAAGAAGCCACCCACAGAGGAGAAGAAGCAGUACCUAGAGCCAGACUACACCAAAGUAAGGGUCGUCGACUUCGACCUCAAGGAGCUUGUGGUGUUGCCACCUGAGAUCGACCUGAACGAAUGGCUCGCCAGUAACACCACAACGUUCUUCAAUCUGAUCAACCUGCAGUACAGCACCGUGUCCGAGUUCUGCACAGGAGACACGUGUCCCGUCAUGUCGGCCUGCAACACGACGUACUACUGGUAUGACGAGAAAGGAAAGAAGACAAAGUGCACAGCGCCGCAGUAUGUAGACUUUGUCAUGAGUUCAGUCCAGAAGCUCGUCACUGAUGAGGACAUCUUUCCCACAAAAUAUGGCAAAGAAUUCCCAAACGCCUUCGAUUCGCUGGUGAAGAAGAUCUGCCGCUACCUGUUCCAUGUGUUGUCGCACAUCUUCUGGGCUCACUACAAGGAGACGGUGGCCAUGGAGCUGCACGGACACUUAAACACGCUCUACACGCACUUCGUCGUCUUUAUACGGGAAUUCAACCUGGUGGACCCCAAGGAGACGUCCAUAAUGGACGAUCUAACCGAGGCCCUGUGCACGCCCCUGCCCCCUCCUCCACAGAACCACGUGACAGAGAGAUGAGGCUCGCAUUUGCGUUCCCUUCAUCCCUUUGCUCAAGGGAGGACAGAAGGACUACCCUUUUGCCUCCCACAAACCUCGCUCUCUUUUUUACAAACCCGGUCAGGAUGGGUCAGCCUGGCCUGCGGGUGGCAGCACUUGUCGAAACAUCCCCCUCCCCUCCCUUUCCAGAGGCUGUACUGUUCUGCGAGCCCUUUAACCAGGAAGCAUUCACACUUUCACCUCUUUUUUUAUUUAUUUAUUUUUUGUUUGGGUUUUUUUUUUUUUUAAGUCGGUUUGGUUUUCUCAUGCCCAUUUACUAAUGAGUUUUGGUUGGGAAUAUGGGACAUUAGACUUGGUAAGUCUCUUCCUCCUAAUAUUAGAACCAUAUGUCCCUCCGUGUUAGAAUGAGAGGAAGUGAGGAAGAUAAUAGAGGCACAGUUUUUCUGUACAGUUUAAGAAGGCUGAACCACAGUUAUGUUGCCUACGGAGUCCCUGUAAACAUAUGUUUGUUUUUUUUGUUGUUGUUUAUUUAGGUUUGUUUUUUGAGGCAUACCGAGUGUGAAAUUUAGAUCUUCAGCACCAGACUGUUUACCUAUAAUCCUAUUAGUCUGACUACUUUCCACCCAUGAUGCUCUUUAACCCAGCAUUUUACACAACAGCUGCACCUUUUCUGUCUCGUCCACCCUUUUUUUUCUUUUUCUCUUCCAAUAUAUACUAGAUAAUCUAGUCAGACCUUAGCGCCUCCACCAGCACCGGCGGCGUACCACAGACGGCCAUAUUGGAUCCAUCUAGAAAGCAGCACCAGUCCGAAGGGAUUACUUAGUGGUGCUUUUUCAUUCCGCAGCACAAUGACAAAGACAUUUUGUCUGCUUUAUUUGAUUGUUCCAUAUCCCAUAUUAAGGUACAUCAGAAUUCCCCUCCAUGAUUUAUUAAAAAUCCUUAUGGGAACAAUUAGAUUGGAAUUGCGUCAGAGAUCGAGGUAUUGCCCAGGCUCGCUUGGCAAGGACACUUUGAAAAUGGAAAAGUGGCAAAAGAAUGUAAAACAAGUCUUUACGUAUUUAACUGUUCGAGAAAAUUAUCCAGAGUGAAUGAGUGUGAGAAAGAGAGAGAACGAAAGGGAAAAAAAUGGUGUAUGUAAGCAUGAAAGAGAAAGAAAGAUAUUUUAAAGUCCUCCCUCAUCACUGUUCAGAGAGUUCUCUUGGGUUAAGGUUCUCUCUUUAGAGGGUUGGAUGUUCAUUUUAAUUUAUUUAUCUUUUGUUUCCCCAUUUGGUUUAGUUUUGGCUUUUUUUUUCAGGACAUAGUUCUGGCUUUCAUUUUUAUGUAUUUUAAUAAUACUUAAGUUAAAAGCGAUUUAAUAUUUUAAGCUCUGCAAAAUAUACCCUAAUAAAAUAUUUAAAAUGUCACUAA